This is a messenger RNA of Vidua chalybeata, 586 nucleotides long. RefSeq names its product interferon-induced transmembrane protein 5-like. Gene Ontology annotation, cellular component: plasma membrane. Gene Ontology annotation, biological process: bone morphogenesis; bone mineralization. The record is from RefSeq and is a predicted model, not a curated record. Bases 10 to 387 code for a protein of 125 amino acids. Lineage: Eukaryota; Metazoa; Chordata; Aves; Passeriformes; Viduidae. The transcript has 2 exons.
UCCGUGGCCAUGGACACCUCGUACCCGCGGGAGGAGCGGCCGCCCCCCAAGCGGGGGCCGCCCCCGGCCGCCCCUGCGCCCCGCGAUCACCUGGUCUGGGCCAUCUUCAACACCCUCUACAUGAACUUCUGCUGCCUGGGCUUCGUGGCGCUCGCCUUCGCCGUCAAGGCUCGGGACCGGAAAGUAUCCGGGGACGUGGAAGCUGCUCGGCACUUCAGCUCCAAGGCACGGUGCUACAACGCCCUGGCCACAGCGGGCAGCGUGGUGCUGCCACUCCUGCUCGGUGCCCUCAUUGUCACCGGUGUCAUCCACCUCUCCAAGCUGGCCCAGGAGUCUGCUGGCUUCUUCACCUACCAGUUCAGUGGGAGCGACGACGAGGACCAGUGACCCAGGGUGAAGGGCUGGUGGCACCUUCUCUGCGUUGCUGGUGGCCCCCCCAAAAGGGCACCACCCCUCUCUGCCACCCCACUCCCCAACCCCAGUUAUUUUUGUUUAUCCUGUGGGUUUUUUUACCUCCUGUUAUCCCGUGUGAAGCCCCAGAUUCUGUGGUCGCUAUUUAAAUCAUUAAACGCUUCACACAGUGCGA